AUGGCACCACCUUCCAGACGCUGCCUCCUUCUGAUCGGUGCACUGGGCGUCUUUGCAUUUGACCGCUUCACACAAGGUCAAAAGAACAGCACACUAAUUUUCACAAAGGAAAACACCAUCCGGAACUGCAGCUGCUCUGCAGACAUCCGGGACUGUGAUUACAGUUUGGCCAACCUGAUGUGCAGCUGUAAAACUGUCCUGCCUUUUGCAAUAGAGAGAACCAGCUACCACGGCCAUCUGACCAUCUGGUUCACAGACACAACUGCGCUGGGCCGCCUGUUGAACUUCACACUAGUCCGGGACCUGAAGCUUUCCCUGUGCAGUUCCAACACCCUCCCCACUGAGUACUUGGCUAUUUGUGGGCUGGAGAGACUUCGCAUCAACUCAGAAGCCAAGCAUCCAUCCCCAGAGCAGAGUUUACACAUCCAUAGUGGUGGGGACAGCAACUCCAAAGAGAAGCCAGUGUCAUUACACAAGGGCUGGCAGACAUGUAUGUAUAUAUCAUUCUUAGAUAUGGCUCUUUUCAACAGAGACUCAUCCUUAAAAUCAUAUAGUAUCGAAAACAUUGCUAGCAUUGCCAACAACUUUCCUGACUUUUCUUACUUUAAAACCUUCCCAAUGUCAAGCAACAAAAGCUAUGUGGUCACAGUCAUUUACUAA
This is a messenger RNA of Marmota flaviventris (yellow-bellied marmot), 660 nucleotides long. It is a transcript of the gene Epcip, whose product is annotated as exosomal polycystin 1 interacting protein. The record is from RefSeq and is a predicted model, not a curated record. NCBI's taxonomy places the organism in Eukaryota, Metazoa, Chordata, Mammalia, Rodentia, Sciuridae.